AUGACAGCAACAACGAAUAAUACAACAACUAAGACCAAAACCAUCACUGUAAUCAACGAUGGCGGUGUUUAUGACAUUAGCAGCAAAGAAGAAUUCAAAGAUUUGCUGUCGUCCUUGAAAACAAACUAUUUGGAACAUGUCGAUACGAAACGUCGAGUGCUUGGCUUUUUGUCCGUUGUGGACGGUGGAACUUAUACGUUCUCUUCUUCCCAUUACACUGCUAGCAUCAUUACUCCAAAGAGAGCAGCUGACAAGACAGAUGACGUAUCAAUGCAGCAAGAAUCAGCAGCAGCAUCAGCAUUAGCGUCAUCCUCACGAGAUUUGCCUUCCCCACAAAAGCUGAGAUUGGACGAAAGCAAUAACCAUGAAAGCAGCACCAAUGAGGAAUCCAAAGAGAGAAAUGGCAUUCGCACUGAUGAUGACGAAGAUAAUAUUCGGUCCAAGGUAGUAGCUCCUGAAUCCUCUUCUGCUACCGUUAGCCAUAUGGAGCGUCAACAAGAUGAGUCUCAUCAAUCCCCGCCGCAAGCUCAACCACAGCCAAUCAUGUCUGACAAACAUCGAAAUAAGACGACUGGCAAUGCUCAACACGACAACAUCAUCAUUCACACCAAUGGUGACGACAAUAUUUGGAAAUAUUCGCUAGGACAUGACACUCAAAAGGCCAAGGAUCCAUCGUCUCAAGGAGUCCAAGAACCAGCUAAUAAGGAUUGUGAGAAUAAUACUGGGGACAGUAAAAACGCAAGCAGCAAUAAAACCGAACAAAAACAAUCUCCUUUUGACAUUCAACUUCCAACGCCAGAUACAGUGGUAAAGAAUCACCAGCAGCAGCAAGGCGACAACAGUGAUGAUAGGAAAGUGCUGGUUGAGAAAACCAAUGAUGCUGCACUUUUGAUGGCGCUCCGAAACGACGAUUGUUUCACCACCAGCAACAAUGAGAACAAUCACCAUCAAGGGGAUGAAAAUAGCCAGUCUCCCAACAAUCGACGACAGAACGACGGGAAUCAAACAGAAAACAAUAGCAGUGGUGAUUUCACCGAGAAGGAUGACGAUGAUAGUAUUGCAAAUGACCAAGCAACAGCAACAACAACAAUAGCAGCAGCAGUACACUCGCCGAACCACAAGCGACCGCGGAAUAUUGUCACUCCCAAGGAAUCAUUAGCAUCACCAUGCCUUGCACGGAAAACGGAGAAAAGCUCCUUCUUUUCUACCAGCCGAACCCAAGCUGAUAAGGAUGAAUGCUUCUCGUCUCCGCCGCCAAAGCAAAAGCGAUUGAGAUUGGAUCCAAACAAAGAAGACGAAAUAGAGAGUGGAGCAUCAUUAUCGCCAGCCUCGUCAACAGUAUCAUCAUCGUCAUCGUCGUCGUCGUUGUCAAAUGUGCCACCCACCAAGCCGCAAAAGACGACGCAAACUCCUACUCUCAAGAAGACCUUUACACUCACCGAGUAUUUGGUGGAAGCCAAAGCGCUUUUGGACAAGCACAAGUAUCGACAGGCGAUGAUGCUCUACGAAAAGGCUCUACCACUGCAAAUAAAAGCUUUGGGCAAGAACCAUACCAAGGUUGCCAAUACCUGCUUUCAAAUGGGGCGUGCCUUGAGGCAUUUGGGCAUUUAUGGAGAGGCCAUGAGACUCCAUCAACGGGCUCUCCAAAUUCGCCUUCAGUGCCUCCCUUCAAAUGAUUCGAGAAUUGCCGACUCGUAUAAUACCAUUGCCGCCGUGUUGACCAAUCAAGGACGCUAUGAUCCAGCAAUGCACGCCUAUCAAAAGGCUUUGCAUAUACGACUGGAGGUCUACGGAGACAAGCAUGCCUACGUGGCCCAAGUCUUGUCCAAUAUGGGGUGGGUCUUGCAAACGCAAAAGAAGUAUGUAGAGGCAAGAAAAAAGUACGAAGCGGCACUUGACAUCUACCUCGAGGUCCAUGGGGAGGGACAUGCGCGGGUAGAGAUUACCCGGCAGCAAAUUGCCGAGUCCAAUGGCAAACUGAAUGCUGCUGCUGCUACUGCUUCUCCUCCUCCAUGUACUGUCGUACUCUGA
Messenger RNA from Cylindrotheca closterium, 2031 nucleotides. The record is from the annotation of a GenBank genome assembly. NCBI's taxonomy places the organism in Eukaryota, Bacillariophyta, Bacillariophyceae, Bacillariales, Bacillariaceae.